AUGACCAGCGCCGGUGACGUUAGCUAUCCCAACCCCAACGGGAACAACGCGAAAGACAUCUUUACCAACGGGCCCAUCAUGGACAACAUCAAGACCGAGGCAUCCCGCGCCGGAAACGAGUUCCGUGACCUGAAGAACUCCAAAGUGACCCCCUCGAGCACUGCCUCCACCGGACAACCCUUGACCUACUACCACUCUCUGCUGUACAGCCUGUUGAGCUGGGAGCAACCUCGCGCUACGGCCACCUCGUAUAUCAGUGUUAUCACCUUCAUCUUCGCCGCCCGUUACCUGCCUCUUCUCCGCUGGGUCUUCAAGUUGGCCUACGUCGCUUUGGGAUUUACCGCGGCAUUCGAGAUUGGUGGUAGAUUGGCUUUCGGUCAGGGUCUUUCGAGCUCGUUCCGUCCCCGCAAGUACUACACUGUCCCCAAGGAGACCAUCGAAGCUGUCCUGGAAGACCUCGUGCAGCUCCUUGACUUUGGACUUCUCGAGUUCCAGCGUGUCCUAUUCGUUGAGAACAUCGCUCACACCGUUGCGGCCUUCUUCGGUGCUUUGAAUGCCUACUGGUUGAUCAAAUUCCUUCCUUUCUGGGGCUUGUCUCUGAUCGUCGUCACCAUUGCUUACUUCGGCCCUCUCACCUACAUGAACCAUAGUGAAGUGAUCGACGCUCACAUCGAAGAAGCCCAGUCGAUCGUCAACACCCAUGCCAAUCAGCUGAAGGACCUGGUCGAAGAGCGAGCGGCCCACGCGACAGGUAUUGUCAAACAGUACUUGGAUGACUACAGCAACAAGGCCUCGGAUUUCAUUACUCCCCGCCCGCGUUCCGCAUCGCCCGAGUUGAGAAAGGUCUCUAGCCCUGUGAUCAAGAAGGAGCCCAGCGCCGAGCCCGAACUUAAGCCAUCCGCCUUCCCCGAAGCUCCGAAGGAAGAACCCGUGUACGAAUCCAUCGAACAGAGGGAGCCUCUCUUGGCAGCCUAG
Messenger RNA from Aspergillus chevalieri, 975 nucleotides. RefSeq lists its product as uncharacterized. The transcript has 7 exons. The record is from RefSeq and is a predicted model, not a curated record. Lineage: Eukaryota; Fungi; Ascomycota; Eurotiomycetes; Eurotiales; Aspergillaceae. Bases 1 to 975 code for a protein of 324 amino acids.